AUGGAUUGUGGGGAAAACAGAAACGACCAGGAGAAUUGUAGGGAAGACAGAAACGACCAGGAACCGAAACACCAAUGGGAACGCUACAUUGCUCCAAAACCGAUGGACCAUGCUGCGGCAGACGCGCCGAACAAGUCGGUACGCUGGGAUACGUCAGGCGACGAGAAGAAGCUGAUGCCAUUCCAAUCACGAAAGAAAGCGAGCCACCAGAGGAGAUCCCAACGAAAAUCGACGUUAAGGCGAAUUGG
Paramuricea clavata is the source of this 248-nucleotide messenger RNA. NCBI's taxonomy places the organism in Eukaryota, Metazoa, Cnidaria, Anthozoa, Malacalcyonacea, Plexauridae. The record is from the annotation of a GenBank genome assembly.